AUGAAGCUGCGAAUUCGUUGGCGAAAGAUGCGUCCCCUGCGGCUGACUAACUUCUGUCUUCUGCUUAUAGUGAGUAACAUCAGCAAGCAAUGGGAGCUUGGACCAGACAUGGCUAAGGUCCGCCGUGCUUUGAACAUCCCUUUAAAGUUUUGCGAGUGGCGCUGGCUGUUGAGCGAGUACCGAGAGGUAGACGGUGUCUGCCCACUGCCGAGGAUGUCGAAAGAAGAGUGUUUCGCUGAAUCUCCCCCAAAGAGAAAGGCUGCUGCCAAAUCUUCAAGGGGUGAAGCUACUUCUUCACACGCAAAGAAUGGGUCUCCAUCGAGGAAGAAGCCAAGGCUCCCUUCUACUAAGAAGACUCAAGUGGGGUCUGCUCCAUCAUCAUCUGCCAGGGUCAAGCAUCUCAUGGGUACAAAUAGCAUGAAGGUUGGUGGUAUGCACGGUGCUUGGGGUGUUCUGCCCGAGCCUCCUGCUGACACGCUCGAGAACCAUGAUGUGCUUCGUGAGGCAGCUCGUGCCUGA
Messenger RNA from Prunus armeniaca (apricot), 519 nucleotides. The record is from the annotation of a GenBank genome assembly. Lineage: Eukaryota; Viridiplantae; Streptophyta; Magnoliopsida; Rosales; Rosaceae.